Messenger RNA from Eleginops maclovinus (Patagonian blennie), 3449 nucleotides. RefSeq lists its product as uncharacterized. The record is from RefSeq and is a predicted model, not a curated record. The coding region runs from base 101 to 1381 and encodes 426 amino acids. Gene Ontology annotation, cellular component: nucleus. Gene Ontology annotation, biological process: regulation of gene expression. NCBI's taxonomy places the organism in Eukaryota, Metazoa, Chordata, Actinopteri, Perciformes, Eleginopidae. The transcript has 12 exons. Gene Ontology annotation, molecular function: POU domain binding; DNA binding.
CAGCUAUGAUGAGCAGACUGAUCGUUUACCUGACAAACAGGUACUGUCAACUCGGUGAGCUGUUCAAGCUUCGCCCAGCCACAGGAAUUGGUUGAACAACAUGGGACGUUGCAAACGAAAGGAGCUCAAAGAAAGAGGUUAUGAAACAGCCGACAUAAGGCCAGGGCUCUCUCCUCGGCCAGGGGAAAUCGCAGUGGGCUUGCCCGAGCCAGACUCACCUGUUCACCGCGUGACUUUCGAGGAUGUGGGCGGUAAACGAAAAGGUGCAAAAUGUUCCCAUUAUGGUGCUGACAAGGUCUACCUUGGGGUCCGUGUCAAAAUGCCAGUAAGGGAUCUACUGAAAAAAAUCCGCAUUGACCAAGGCUGGGAAGAUAAAGACCUACAGGAGCUAUACAGCAAAACAGUCAAAGGAGGCAAGCAACGAGUCAAAACUCGCAGGGAACGCCGAAACACCAAGGGAAAAGGCUCCACGAAGAGCUUGGAGGAGCUGGCAAUUAUCGUGGAGGUGCUGGAGGAGGAUCUCAGGACUGGCAGCAUCUGCCAGUCCCCUCCACAGCUUAUGUCCUCUCCAACUGGUUACAGCAGUGAUGAUUCUGAUGAGAUGAUCCCCAGCCCCCAGUCCUACAUGAGCUACUCCCCCCUCACAGUGGACUACCAGCAGGCCAUGUCCCCUACUGGUUUCAUGCACACCAGCCUCCAGCCUUCCAGCAUGGGAAACUUUGAAAGAAGAGGGGAGUGUGUCGAUCCCCAGAACCAGGACUGGAACUUGAACAACUCCUAUUACUUCUGGGCUCAGCUUAAGAAAGAGGAGAGCCUGCUCAUGGACGUCUCAGACGCCGUACUGCUGGCCGCCGAUGAACACGGCAGGACAGCGCUCCAUAAAGUGGCAUGUGUUGGGAAGAGGGCGCUAGGCUACGCUAUCGCAAAGAGGAUGGCUGCGCUCAACAGCCUGGACCUCAAAGACUCUGAUGGAAUGUCCGCCCUGCUCCAUGCAGCAAAUCACAACCAGCACCUGAUGGUGGCAGAUCUGAUCUGUCUCGGGGCAAACGUUAAUGAGACAAACAACCUAGGAAAGACCUGCCUGCACCUCAGUGCUGAGAAAGGCUACAUCAGAGUCCUGGAGGUUCUAAAGCACACAAUGAUGGAUGGUGUGUAUGUCGACGUCGAAGCCACUGAUAACUCUGAUAUGAGCGUCAUCCAGUGUGCUUCUGUGGCUCUGAAGGCCACUGUACGUCAGCUGAAGAGCAGCAAGUCACUGAGUCAAAGCAGACUCCAAACGCUGCGCCAGGAGCAGAUGAUGGAGACGCUGGAGUGCCUGCUGCAGAUGGGCAGCCACCUUCAUACCAUGGGGAGUCUGAGUUUUCAAUCUCGAAUUGGAUGACUCCCCGGUAGUUCGGCCCGGCAGGGCUUUACGGAGACCCGACAGUAAUGUUCUGAGUUGGUUCAGGCUUGAAUUCAAAUGGAGAGUUUAAUUUCUCUCUAAACUUGAGUUUUGGCCUUUUAGGUAAAGCAUCUGGAGUUUUGUGUGUGGUAAAAAAGCCUGACUUGCAAUCACGUAUUUUGUAACCUGCACAGAAACGUUAGAUUCCUCAUAGUUGGUUUCUGUGAAACUUCCAUUGUUUGUUACAUUAGAGUAACAAGUUGUCCUCAGUUAGUGUGUCUUUGGAGAUCUAAAUGUAAUAUUCUAUGAGAAUAUUUUUUUAUUAUGAUAAACAAGUGUUUUAAAAGGCUGGCCCAUAAAUACAAAAAUGUCCUAGUGGUAGAAAAAGUGCCAUCAAACAAUGUUUCAUGUAAGAUUGUAAUAUUAAGGGUGCACUGAACCACAGUUUCUAGUUCCGUGCUCAUACAUUUUUCCAAAAUGCCUGUGAUUACAUGAACAGGAUUAUUCUCUUGGAAAAACAAGAUCAUUUCCCAUUGAAUUUACAUGUCAGAUCUUAUAAAGGACGUUUGUACUGAGGACUUUUAAGUUAGUAUUUUAUGGUGAUGGGUAGUAAAUCCACUUUCAUUUGACUGUCAUGUGUAAUGAGUUUUGGUUCUGUUUAUUCAGUACUUUACAGCACUUGUUAAGUACAUAUGCUACACAUGUAAACUUUACUUUGUCAAAUGUAUUGAUAUGUUGUCUUCUGUGACCAGCUCCUUAAGGAAUCAUUGUUUUUCCUACUGGGAGGACACAGUUUAAUCUCUCUGUGUUUUAUAGAGAAGCAUUCGAAAUGUAUUUAUCCUAGCUAGCUUAGCUCAACACCUCGAACCAGGGGAAAAUGCAAGGCAAAAAAAGUCCAAAAGGACAAAAAGUAGUUAUUGUAUCAUUUGUAUGUGAUACGGGCAGAAGAAAAUAAAACAUUGUGGCCUGACAAAUGGUUAGCUUAAGUAUUAUAGUUAACAAACCUACCUGCAGUGACGCAGAAUUUGGACAUAAUGCCAGUAUAGUUGUAAGCUUUCCCCAAACAAAACACAGUUGAUUUAUUAAUUUACUGGUCGUUAGCCAGCUAGCUAACAAUACACAACAUGUAAAUAUAACAAUAUUAAUUCAGUCUUUGCGCUAAGCUAGGCUAAACAUGUCUGACAAACGCAUGACCCACCCUCUGUUUACUGAUUGGCAUACCGUUAUCCUUAUCCUUAUCCUAACCAAUCUCAAUUUUAAAGCCUAAACCAAAACCAAUCGAACAUACAAAGGAAAUGGUUAUUACCCAAUCAGAGAAAGGGUAGGGUGGGCCAUUCCCUCGCUACAGUAAGAUUUGUUAUUUAGUGUAUAACGUUUAAAUAUGAAUGUUUGGUGUCGGGACACUGAUGUAGACAACAAGCUCUUUUAAAAGUUGUAUUUGCAUGUUAUUACUUUUUUAAUAAAUUGUUCCUCAGAUUUGCAAAAUAACCUGUGUAGAAUCUUUAAGAGGUUUUGUGAUGAUCUGUUCUUUAGUCUUUAGUCUUUUUUACUGUUAAAAAAGUAUUUUGCCAUGCUAGAUGGUCACUAAGUGGUAGACCACAGCUUAAAUGAAAUGCAUUGGUUUGGAACAAAACCUUAGACAUGCACUUAUUUACUCGCAAAUUAAAUCUAUCUGUGUUUUUCUAAUUACAAUAUCAUAUGUAUUCAUUUAUAUGGUUAUAAUGUGAGAGGUUAUUUUCUAUAAGGAAUUAAUAGUCCUCUGAAAGUACAAUUUUUCAGGUAUAUCUCUUUAUUUUAUCUUAGUAUUUUAUCCACCAAGUGCAAAAUGAUGUUAUUCUUCCUGUCCAUGUAUGUAUUUCUCAUUUACAAGUUGAAAAUGUAAGAACAGUUUUUCUUUAUUGAAAACGUGAGUCAUUGUGUGAUUCUAGUUUAAAAGUGUAUCACCAAUUAUAUCUUGUAUUUGUAUUACUUUAUGAGUCAUGUGAUUGGUGGUGGGCAAAGGGCAUGCUGUUCUGACACCAUGUGUGUUUUCAUCAUAAAAACAUUAGUAAACUUUUGGUUUACUGAA